Molecule: messenger RNA, 1590 nt
Organism: Aspergillus alliaceus
Lineage: Eukaryota; Fungi; Ascomycota; Eurotiomycetes; Eurotiales; Aspergillaceae
Product: putative amino acid permease
Exons: 5
Coding region: 1-1590 (529 amino acids)
Biological process (GO): amino acid transmembrane transport
Cellular component (GO): membrane
Molecular function (GO): amino acid transmembrane transporter activity
Source: RefSeq, a predicted model, not a curated record
AUGUCACCAGACCAGCACCACACGACGUCUUCCGACUUACUCUCACUCUCGCUUCCCAAAAAUAAUAGUAGAAUCCCCAGUUAUUCCCCGAGUCGCAGUGAAAGCCAGAGCAUUUUCAAUUCCUAUGGGACCGUGAAGCCAAACCAGGUUACGCUCAUCGCAAUCGGCGGAGCAAUCAACACUGGUUUGAUGAUAGCAUCUGGCAAUGCCCUUGCAAAGGCCGGACCUGCACCUGUCCUUAUUUCCUAUACGAUUGUCGGAGUCUUGGUUUAUCAUGUCCUAUGCGCCCUAGCGGAAGUGGCCUCCCCAGAACCAUCUACGGUCGCUGAUCAUGCCGCACGAUUUUGUGAUCCUUCUCUGGCGUUCACAAUCGAGUGGAUAUACUGGCUGAAAUUUGUGGUUGUUACCCCUAAUCAAUUGACAGCGGCAGCACUGGUGGUAUCGUACUGGCUGGAUGCUGAGACAGUUAACCCCGGCAUAUGGAUAACUGUUUUCAUGGUGGUUAUACUCGGUGUGAACUACUGGGGUAGUCACUUCAUGGGCCAAUAUGAGUUCAUUCUCUCUUCUUUCAAAAUUACUGUCGUGCUCGGGCUUAUGGUCUUAUCUUUGGUCCUUGCACUAGGAGGUGGCCCUGAUCAUGACAGAAAAGGAUUUCGGUACUGGGAAAGGCCAGGUGCGUUUGCCGGCGAUAAUACAGCUCUUGGGAGGCUCCGUGCUAUAAGUAGGACGAUGCCUUCGGCUACAUUUGCAUAUUUAGGGAGUGAGUUGAUCGGAAUAAGUAUUCUGCAUACGAGGAACACUCGUAAGACCGCAUUACACGCAACCAAGCUCACAUUUUACCGCAUACUGGUGGUGAACAUUGUUACCGUGACUUUCAUCGGCAUGCUAGUUCCAUUUGAUGCUGAGGAGCUGGAAUUCGCUGUGUUUAAAAGUUCAAAUCCCUCUGCAUAUACGGAGGAUACACAAAAACCACCCGCCUCAGCCGCCGCGUUUGUAGUCGCUGUUCAGAUGGCCCACAUUACCGUGGUUCCCCAUAUCCUCAACGCCUGUUUUCUUUUGUUCAUAAUAUCUGCAGCAAAUAACUCCCUCUGCAUGGCAACUAGGACACUCUAUGGUCUAUCUCUCGGUCGAAACGCCUUCCCGUUCCUGUCUCACCUCGAUCAAAGAGGAACACCGAUCUACACCUUUUUCGUGUGUUCUGCGCUAGCCUCGUUAGCCUAUCUAAAUAUCCAGGAAGAUUCCAAGAGUCUAUUUGACUACUUCGUUAACGUGGUCACCAUGUUCAGUAUUCUUACCUGGAUCUCAAUUCUGGUGGUUCAUGUUUCAUUCGCACGAGCCCGGAAAAUAAAUGCCGAAACUUUCAGAGCUCCCUUUGGGGUGGUUGGGUCAUGGAUUGCCCUAGCCUUCUGCCUGUUUAUUACGGUCGUGAGGGCUUUUGAUACAAUAGACAGUGAUAGGAAUGAUGGCGGAGUCGACGGUAAGGAAAUCAUCACUUCAUACAUAGGGAUCCCUUUGUAUUUAUCGCUAAUUAUCGGUCAUAAACUUGUCACUAAGAAUCAAACGGCUCAGGAGAGUACUGAAGCCAAUUAA